CGCAUCUACGACAAAAGAAAACUUCAUUAGCGGGUUCUGUCCAUGCUGAACAUGAAAGAGGGUGCCAAGAGAAUCGAGUCAAAUCGGUUUGGGACUGCUGAAAUGAUUUUGGAAACUCGCAUAGGAGUUUAAAAGCUUCUUUUCUUUUUGACAGGACUCGCGGGGCGGGCGCGAGCGCUCGUUCUUUCUGCGGAGGCAGUGAAAUGUAUCAAAUUCUAUUGUGAUGUAAAAAUGAAGUCGGAAGCGUGUACGGGCUGACAAACGGGGUCUUUACGUGUGACCUUGCCCGGAAAAGUGGUACACUAAAUCAAAUUUGCUUGCUUAUUUGCAAAUGUAAAAUUAGCAAAAAGUUGAAGAGCCUGUGGUCUGUCUGGCAGGUUUGAUGUACGGAAAGGUGCUUGGAAAAGGAAAACGGUGUGGACCGAAGUGAAAUAAUGCGAGGAAACGAUCCUGCGAGUGUACUGAUUUAAAGAAGCAUCGAGAGAAACAUCCUGCCGUGCUCCUCUCGGGGAUGACUUUUGGUUGACUGAGUAAUAACACUAGUUUUCCCACAAUCCAAUUAUGGAUGAUUGUAUUCCAGGUUGCUGCAAUGCCGCGAUCCAGAAGGGAAAGUUCGCGUUCGUCGAGGCUCAGUUGCAGGGUGGAGCGCCUUGGGGUUUCACGCUCAGAGGUGGACUUGAACACGGCGAGCUGUUAAUCAUAUCAAAGGUAGAGGAGGGCGGAAAGGCGUCUCUAUUGGAGCACCCCCUACAGGUGGGAGAUGUAGUUGUCAUAAUUAAUGAGGUGGAGUUGAGUGGAUGGAGACAAGAGGCGAUAUCUCUCAUUAAAGGAUCUUACAAAACACUGUGGCUUACGGUGCGAAGGGAGUGUUGUCCUGGUCCUUGCUGUUGUGAAUCACGUCCUCUCAGCCCUUCCAGAGACAACAGAUGCAGUGGAGGAGUGAGGCUUCGCAUCAAAAACAGACAAAGUGAGCCUGGCUCUCGACCUCAUUCCUGGCACUCUACGAAGCUGGGCGAGGGCCCUCAGGACUCAGACAGCAUGAUGCAAGUCACCCAGGGUGGUGUGGGAGCCCCCUGGCACCAGAGCUAUCAUUCAAGUGCCUCCACCACAGACCUAUCAGGGUAUGAUACGGGAUUCCUUAGGAAGAGCCCAGAUCAAUACAGUUCCCGCGGCAGCAUGGAGAGCCUAGACCACACUCACCCAGUCUAUAGCUCCUGUAAUCAACUGUCAUCCUCCAAAUCCUCCAGCAGCAUUGAUCACCUGCACAGCAAGCGUGAUUCUGCAUACAGUUCAUUCUCUACCAGCUCUAGUAUCCCAGAUUACCUUGCGGCUGCACCAUCGUUUAACAAGGAGAGGUCAUAUUCCAUGGAGAAUGUUCCACAGAAAGAAGGGAUGCAGCAGGCAGAUAUACGCUACAUGCGCACCGUCUAUGACCCCCAACAGGGUGUGUCUGAAGAGCAUGAGGUCACCUCUGCUGCACUGAUGAGAACCAAUGAAAGCAGAACACAGUCUAGAAGUGGGAAUGUCCAGGGCUUGAUCUGUCAUCGUGGCAGCAGUAGUAGUGGUAGUAGUGGAAGCAUCGGAGGCACCACCUACACACAACGCCACAGUGUUGGGCCAGUCUGGGAUCCAACACACAACCGGCAUUCCAACGAAAACCUAAAAGGGGCACCAGCACCUCCAUUACGUAGUGACAGCUAUGCAGCAUUUCGCAAUCAUGAACGGCCCAACUCUUGGUCGAGUCUUGAACAUGCUCGGUCACAGCGAGCACUUCACAAGGGUUCCUGGAAUCACUCAAGUGGUUCUGUUGCCACAGGAAAGUCCUCAUUUGGAGCUGAAGGUCAGCUGCACACUGUGAUUGAGAAAAGCCCUGAAAGUAGCCCCACCACCAAACCUAAACAGGGUUUUCCUCAGGCCGCACAGCCUGGCCGCCUCAUGUUACCCUCCAGCAUCUACCCUGUUCCACCACCCGAGACACAUUUUGCACAAAUUCCAACCAGUAACCCUAGCUCUGGUAGUGUGUACCCAACACUGGCUAAGGAGAGCAAGCACAACCCUCAUUGUGACCUUUUAGGGGGGUUAGAAAGAGAGGACAGGGUCAUGGUUGAAAAUGGAUACCAAAGCCAUGCUCCAAGUCUAAGCCCUGUUCAACCCCACAUUUUUGCACAACCUAAGCAAUCUGAUAUCAUUCAAGAUGACACUCAAGUCAAAUCUUUUUACCGAUCUCACUUGAAACCACAAGAGCAGAAGACACCAGCAUCAUCUGUAGUCCAGGAGAGGAGGGACCCUUACACACCUGUUCAACCAAGAAGAGAAAGAUCUAGGCUCUCGCAUGGCUUGGAAGUUUAUAACAAUUACAGGCAACCUAAAGACAAAGAACAAAACAAAUAUAGUGAACAAAACACUGAUCCUGACCCUCUUUACUCAGAUGAGAAAGUUGCACAGGGUCAAGUUGCCCAAAUAUACGGAGGAAACUUAGUCCAGACACAAGGAGGUGACCACAUAGUUAAACCAUUAAGGCACUACAGUGACUCUAGUGCUCUCCAACAGAGAGGUCAUGACCUGGAUCACCCUCUGACCAGACUGGAGAAUGCACUUGCUGAGGUUCAACGAUGUGCUAGUCCCGAAAGUACAGCUAGCCAAUGCAGUGUCCAGAGUGAACGUACCAUGUCUGUGUUGGAGAAAGUAAGUCAUUUUGAGAGACAGCAAGUUAAACCUCGCAGUCAUAGCAUCAUCUCCAAUCAUAGUUCUAGUCAAAGCCAAGCACCAAGACUUUCCAGUGAAAACUGUUCCAUCUCUAGCGUGGAAGAUUUGCGCAACAUCCAUUAUGGGAGAUCUCAGAGUGCUUCCAGCAUGGCAAGUUAUGAUGGACACAUAGAGGUGCAACAGGAUUCGCGAAUGAGACGUGGAAGUAGUGACCAUGCACGUCAUCACCAUCCACAAGACCCUGCCAUCACCCUUCAGAGGAAUAAGAGCACCUUCCAGCUUGGUGAGAAAAAUAGCUACCAAGGUAAAGGUGACAUUCAUAAUAUCCUGGCCACCAUCCAGGAUACAUAUUUUAACAGAGCAUAUAGAGACAGCGUUAAAGAUGCUCAGUCUAAAGUGCUGAGGUCUACUUCAUUCAGAAGAAGUGACCUUAGCAUUAAUCCUCCAGCAGCGCCAGAUAAACACAUGUCCCUAGAGAGAAAAGUACCUGAGACAAGUCUCAAACCUGCUACAUCCCCACACACUCCAAAAGAACGACAUGUUGUUCCUGUUGAGGUAUCAAAUGGAACCACUCCUGAUCUCCCCAGUGUCCCAGCCGUGGGACCCCCAGUCAUGCGGAUUUGUGGACGCAAACGAUUUACAAUGGAGAAGAAAAAACGAUCUUACUCUGAGCCAGAAAACAUGCAUGAAGUUGGCGUGCUGACUCAGGAAAUCAGUCAGGCUGAGAGGAAGAUUCAGCAGCAGUUUUUGUCAAGUGAGACAAGUGUUGCCGACCGGCGCAGGAUGUUUGAGCAAGUGGCUAAUCUUAACGCCAACCCUAGACUAGUCUCCUCCAGAUCAGAUUUGAAGCAGAUGCAGCAAGAAGCCCUUGUUGAGUACAUGGAACGCAAAACAGGUAGAAGAAUAGAUGGGCAUCCAAACCGCCCACAUAGUGCAUAUCUACAGUCAGCUUCUUCCUCUUCCACUGACUCACGGAGUCUCACCUCAACCCCAAGUUUGUGCUCUUCGCAAGAGCCAGGUUACGAUGGCUUCUUUGGGGGUGUUCAUAAAGCGUCCACCCUUCCAGCAGGAAUGCAAAGCUCCUUUUAUCCAACCAGCACCACCCAAAAUCACACACGGUCUGAGUUCUUCCCCAUUAGCCAUCAGUCACAAGGCAUAAGUCAUGAAUAUUCGAAACCAGAGACCAAGAAACCCAUCACUACACAGAUCCCAGGCCCAGCCAGACAUCCCCAUCCUCAGCACCUGGAGGCAUAUUUUGAGAAAGCCACCUCAGCCAGAAGCUCGGGGAGGUCAGCUUCAGCAGAGGAUCUGCUUGACCGUAGUGAAGAAUGUCCAGUUCCUCAGCACUUUCGCUCCAGGUCAUCUCCAUCAGUGGAGAACUUUAAUCAGGACCUAAUGGCCACAAACCUCCAACAGUUUAUAGCUGCCUCCAAGGAAUCCUCAGAAACCAGCAGGGUGUUGGGGAACACAGCACCCAAACAGUCACGUGCAGAGAGGAGCUACCAGCUGAACCAUGGUUCUGUCCAGCAAAACACAACUGUGCUGAGGCGUGAGCACCAGAGAAAUUCUGACCGGCCCAGGGCACAAAGUGCUUCUGCUCUUGCUGCCUCCGUGGGACUGCCUUGUUCUCUCACCUCUCCAGGAACUGUUGUCAGUCUGGACUGGCAUAAUGGAGAGAGACUGUGUCAGCCCAACCUGGACUAUAUUGCUUUUCUAGAAACUGGCUCUCAAAGUCAAACGAGUCCGCACGGACUCUUGCGACAGAAAUCCAACGACACCAGCACUUCUGAAGACACCCUGAAGGACUUUCCAUGUCCAGUGACUUCAAAACCAUCAAAGUCCACCCAGUCACCUCCAUACCCGGAGGUCAAAAUCAUGGGGUCCCAUACAUCCCUGGAAUAUCCACCUGAAAGGUCAUCAGAUUCAAGGCCACCCACUUGGAUCCCAGAGUCUGGUCUUCAGGACGUUCAGAAUGCUGCUUUAUUACAAGACGAUGAUGAAGUGUUUUUAGCGUCACUCCCACCACCACCAUCUUUCCCCCCACCACCACUACUGCCAAUCAGAGAGACAGAGAUUACGGAUGACUUCCCCCCACCCCCACCUCUUACACUAACUCCUCAUCAACCCCCAGUUGAGGAGUUAGUAACAGAAGCUUUACAGUCAUCAGGAUCAUUAAGACCAAUCAGCGAUUCUGAGAUUCUGGCUGACACAACGGUCUGUCCAGAGACUGAACGGUCAAUAAAUGGCCCCAAAACUCCUUCUGUGACCCCUGACCUAGAGUCCAGCCAUCUCACAGACAGCACAGCACAUCCUCACCAUCAGUCACCCAGCAGUGUCUCUCUAGAGGAAGACACCUCUCAGAUUCUGGGACUUGACACCCGUCUGCUCUCUAAAAGAGACCAAACUCAACCAGAGCUGCUUGUGGAGACUCUUGCCCGCGAGCUGGUGAUCAGGGACAAAUCCCUCACCUCGCUCCUGGACAUCUGGCCGGGUAAAUCAACCAUAGAUCUAAUGGAGGACAUCUUCCCCUCACACUCAUUGUUGCCCUGGCAACACAGGAGGAGCAGCAGCGGUCAUUUGGUUGACAGGACUCAAGAUGGCUCGUGUACCCCAGAUACUCACAUUCAGACUGUACCAAGAAAUAUGGAGACGGAUCUGGAUGAUGAAGAGGCUUAUCUGAAUCAAAAGAAGGUGGAGCUGUUGCACGCACUGAACAUGAGCAUCAGAUUGUUGCGAGGGGAGAGAGAGAAUCUGGUUGAACAGCAGAAGCGCUUCAGCACUCUAGGAGGCAGUUUGGAAGCUUUAGUCCAGGAACGCUGUAAACCCAAUGAGAGAGACAAAUACUUCAUGUUCGUCGGUGACCUGGAGAAGAUUGUAAACCUGCUGCUGUCCCUGAGCGCUCGACUCGCUCGCGUGGAGAAUGCACUGACUGCUCUCAGAGGAGAAGAGAGCCAGGAAAGUGCAGAAGAAAGGGAGUCGCUGCUGUUGAAACGCAAGCAGUUGUGCAGUCAGCAGGAAGACGCCCGUGAGCUGAAAGAAAAUCUGGACCGACGUGAGCGAGUGGUUCUGGAUAUCCUGGCGGGUUACCUGAGCGGCCCGCAACUGCACGACUACCAGCAGUACAUCCGCAUAAAACCCGCCCUGCUCAUCCGACAGCGCCAUCUGGAUGAGCUCAUACGGCAGGGGGAGGAGCACGUGCAAAGACUGGAGGAGAACCUCCCCCUUGAGUUCCACCCAAAGAACACUGACCCCGCCCCCAUAUCACCACACUGUUUUAACCCCACCCACUCGCCACGCCCCACCACCGUGACCUCACUCUGACUCCGCCCAUCAUAGAAUGCAACUACGUACAGCUGCUGAGGAAAGAAUCAAUGAAACUGAUGUAGAUAUUGAAAGAGACUAUGAGACAAUGCACACAGAAAAGUGCCUUAAAUGAAGGAUUUGACUUUAUGACUUUGCAAUUGGAGUAUCACCAACAGUCAAGAAAACGUCCAAGUUCUAUUUCACCCCAAAAUCUGAAGAAAAAACAUAUUCAAUUAUAAAAAGCCGAGUUUUGGCUCCACUAAGAUUUUUUGCAUUGUGACAUAAUUUUUUGUUCAAUUAAGCGCAUUUUCCCUCCUUGCGUCCUGAUUAGAUACAGUUUCCAUUUAAUCACAAUGUUCAUUUGAAGAAUGCAAAUACCAGUUCUUAAAAUGUGUGUGUGUGUGUGUUAAUAUACUGUACAUGUUAAUAACAUUGCUAUUGAACUGCAUAGUUUGGCCCUGUUGUUAAUUUUUUUUAAAUGUAUAUUUUUAUAAUGUAUCAAGUUUGAAGGUUCCCUCUGUAAUUUGCAGCAUAUGCAAAAUGGACAUUAUACUGUAAAUGAAAUAUACCCAAAUUCCUUUCAAAUCUAUUCAAAAUGUUUCAAAAUAUAAUCGUUUGUGAAUCAGAAUAAAAUCAAAUUUGGAAUUGUGCCCUAGUCCAUAAAUGUUAUACAUUAUUUCCAAUGUUUAUUCUCAAUACUAUAAUACUAAUCAUACAAAAAGAAAUACUGUCAAAUGGUUUACUGUAAUAAGGUAAAACUACAUUGUUAUAAAAAGAUUUUAAAAUUAUAAUUAGAAUAGGUCAUACAACAAAUAAUACCAUAAUGUCUUAAAUACUUUAAUCAUUUAUCAUUAUUUACAUUACAGUAAUAAGAACUGGAGGUUUGAGCUUAAUUGUCUAGAAAAAAAUGUCACUAUGCAAAAAUCCAAAUCACCCUAAAAAUGAACUUUUAUAGGUUUUUAAAAUAGACAUUUUCUACAUAUACACAGUACUGUGCAAAUGUUUUAGGCACAUAAGAUGUUUCACAAACAAAUUGUGUUAGGAUGGUUAUUUACUGUAUAUCUUCAGCUUUAGUGUGUCAAUAGGAAAUAUAAAUGUUAGACUCCUAAACAUUAAUUUUGCAAAUAGAAAAUAUUAGAAUAGAAGAACAGGGAGCCCUGCAACAGACGCCAUGGCCCCCACAAAGCCCCCCACUGAACAUCGUGUCAGUCUGAGAUUACAUAAUGUGACAGAAGCAAUUGAGACAGCCGAAAUAGAAGAACUGAGGAAAGUUCUCCAAGACGCUUGGAACAUCCAAUCCGCCAACAACCAAGAAAAACUGUGUCCAGGUGUAACUAGGAGAAUCGGGGCUGUUUUAAAAGCAAAGGUGGUCACUCCGAAUAUUGAUUCAUCUUUUUUAUGUUUACUGGACUUUGUAUGACAUUAAUUGAUAAAUGAAAAAUAUUUAUGUCAUUAUCUUUGAAGACAUCCUCACUGUGCAACAUUUUUCACAAGUGCCUAAAACUUUUGCACAAUACUGUGUAUAUAUAUAUUUAUUUACAUUUUAAUGCAAAGUAUGGAAGUUCAUCAAUGUGCGAGAAAUCUUUUUUUAUUUCACACAUGCAUGGUGCAUUUACGUAGCAUACUCAAAUUAGCACAACACAACAACUGUACAACACUAAAGCACAAGGCACAGCACAAUGCAAAUUCAAUGGCACAAAAAUGCCUCAUUGUGAUUGGUGAAUUCAAUAACCGCUGAGCACUUUGGAACAGAUGACCCACGUGUGUCUCAAAGACAAGAACAUAUUUCAGACACACACAUUCUAUUUGGAAUUUUAAAAUAAUAAAUUCCUGUUUUUUAUAAAUGUCUUCCUGAAAUGCCACCUUUUACAUCAAUAGCAUCAGAUAAUUAUUUAUAAUUUUAGGUUUAGAGUUGAUUUUGUAUUCUGUAUGUUACUGUACAUACUCGGAGCGAUCCCCAUGUGAAUUAAAAUGUAGAUGAUUUUAAAAAGAAAACAGAUGAUGUUGUAUUUUUGUAAGCAAAUUACAAAAAAGCAGAACAGUUAUGAAGAGUGCUUUUGUGGCUCUUGUAUGUUUACGGUUGGUUUUAACUGGU
Xyrauchen texanus (razorback sucker) is the source of this 8104-nucleotide messenger RNA. Its product is annotated as protein Shroom3-like. NCBI's taxonomy places the organism in Eukaryota, Metazoa, Chordata, Actinopteri, Cypriniformes, Catostomidae. The record is from RefSeq and is a predicted model, not a curated record. Gene Ontology annotation, cellular component: apical junction complex; apical plasma membrane; cortical actin cytoskeleton. Bases 562 to 6027 code for a protein of 1821 amino acids. Gene Ontology annotation, molecular function: actin filament binding. The transcript has 11 exons. Gene Ontology annotation, biological process: actin filament organization.